UGAAGACCAAAAGGACGACAAAUCCUCCACAGUUAUCGCCAGACACGACAUCACGAUCUCGGAUCUAGACUACAUCACAUCUGCCCCCCUAAACGGAUUCGUAUGCUUCACACGUGGUUCUUCGUUGUUCUUUGUAAUCCCACCAAUGGAAGUACACAAACUUUUCCCGUUCCUAAGUCCAACAGAAGAGACAUCUACGCGCGUCUCGGGUACGAUCCCGUCAAAGAUGAAUACAAAUUGUUGUGUGUGAGGAUGUUCCAUGGGUGGGACGGCGAUAGAAGACAGGAUCAUCUGGUUCACUCGCUAAACUUUAAGUUCAGAUGGAGAAAGAUCCAGACCAACGCAGAUCCGUACGCCUACUUAGAAGGUGGGAUUUGCAUGGAUGGUGCUAUAUACUACGGAGUUGGGCAUACAAGAAUAGCUAGAUUUGAUGUUGGAUCCGAGGAUAUUGCGUUUAUUCAAGGACCCGAAGACUAUAAUGCAAUCUCGUGUUAUUCAACACUCACGAAUUACCAAGGAAAAUUAGCAUGUAUAAGCUACGGUGAAUCCCAUGAGAUGCGUAUGUGGAUUCUACAAGAUGCUGAGAAACAAGAAUGGUCGAACGCCAUGACUUGUUCUGUGCCUUGUGACAAGAAGACAUCUUUGUGCACUGGAGAGAUUCAUACCAACGAGGUUGUAAUGGCUUCUAGAUGGUUAGAGUCAUCUAAGCCUUUCUAUGUUUACUAUUUCGAUAUGAUGAGGGAGAGUAUCAGAAGAGUUCAGAUUGAUGGAAUGGCGGAUAAUGAGUUUAGACGUAUCCACGGAAUUGGCAAGAAUGCUCUUAGGAUUUCGUGUUACCCAGGUCACGUUGAGCAUUUUGUUGGGGCCCCUAUUUGGUACUACAAGUCUUCCUAG
Camelina sativa (false flax) is the source of this 894-nucleotide messenger RNA. RefSeq names its product F-box protein At1g30790-like. Lineage: Eukaryota; Viridiplantae; Streptophyta; Magnoliopsida; Brassicales; Brassicaceae. The record is from RefSeq and is a predicted model, not a curated record.